Rotaria sp. Silwood1 is the source of this 2644-nucleotide messenger RNA. The record is from the annotation of a GenBank genome assembly. NCBI's taxonomy places the organism in Eukaryota, Metazoa, Rotifera, Eurotatoria, Philodinida, Philodinidae.
GGCUAGUGUAUCGUUUCUUAUUGUUUAGAUAUAAUUUUUCUUAUUUUAUGAUUGUUAGGAAGGACAUAAUAUAUAUCUGAGAAUUAUUCUACUCUUUGCUUUUUUAUUCAAUUUAUCUAUUUCAUGACGUUUCGAAGGACACGUCAUUCAUCGUCAGGUUGUUACGAAUAAAAUAAAGAUAAAAUUGAUUCACAAAUGAGGAACAUAUCUAUAAUUGUAUCUUUAUAUAUAAGUACAAAAAUUAACUCAACUCUCUCUUUUGUUUUUUUCUUUUUCAUUUUCAACAGUGGAACGGACGAAGAAGAAAAGAGGAAAUAUAUUUUCUUUUUGUUUCAGUGUUACCGUCUCGUUGACGUUCGUUCCACUAUUGAAAAUUAAAAAGAAAAAGAAAAGAGAGAGUUCAAUUUUCGUACUUAUAUAUAUACACAAUUAUACGUGUGUUCCUUAUUUGUAAAUCAAUUUUAUCUUUAUUUUGUUUAUAACAACCUGUUGAAGAAGGAUAUGCCCUUCAAAACGUCGUGAAAUAAAUAAAUUGAACAAAAAGGUGAAGUAAAACAAUUCUCAAACAAAAAAAAGUUUUCUUAUGAGCAAUACAAUCAUGAUUGAUCCUGAUAACUUGAAAUGUGGUCAAAUAGAAGCGAAAUUAAAAUUAAAGGAAUUUAUUUUAACAAAAAAUAUUAAAGGAAAUUGUGAAAAGUGGUUAAACGAUAUUUCUUUAGUCGGAAGAACAAAUGAAAAUGAUGAAGAAGAAAUUUUUGAAGGGUAUGCAGCAUGCAAUUACUGUUAUUCAACAUAUCGAACUCACAGCACAAAAGACAAACAUGGUCAAAGAAAGAAUUAUGGUCUUAAAUCUAUACAUCAACAUUUAAAAGAAUGCUCAUACAAAUCUAAAAAUCAAGCAUCUAGAAUUGCAUCAUCAUCAACAACCAAUAUUUUACCACAAGGACCACCAUUACGUCAAGCAUUGAUACCAAAAUUUACUUAUAAUAAAAACAAAAUUUCAAAUAAAUAUCAAAAUAAAUUAAAAGAUGCGGAGCUAAAGUUCGUUGUUGCUGGAUCACAUAGUUUAAAUUCACUUGAGAAUGAUGGUAUGAUUGAACUGUUACAAUUGGGUAUUGAAAUUGGAAGUCAUUAUGGAAUGUUAGAUGUACAUGAUAUUUUUUAUGGUCGUAAAACAAUUCGUGAAUAUUUAUUAAUAAAAUUUGAUUCAUAUCUUAAAACAAUAAGAAAUGCUCUCGAUGAACCAAUAAAAGAGCAUUGUUUGGCAGCAACAUGUGAUUUAUGGACUGAUGAUUUUACUAAAAGAUCUUAUUUAGAUAUUACUGUAUUUUGGACAACUAAAGAGUAUGAAUUAAAACAUUCAUUGCUGAGAUGUAAAUAUUUCGAAGAAGAAUCAAAAACAGCAGUAAAUAUUUGGAACGAAUUAAAAAUCAUUUUUGAUUCAUUCAAUCUAUCUUAUGGUGAUACACCAAUCACGACUGAUUCUGGUUCGAACAUAGUUGCUGCAUUCAAAAUUACAGAUGAAACAAGAUUACCUUGUAUGGCUCACCGAUGUAAUACAGUACUUCAAAUAGCUUGGGAUGAAACAAUAAAAACGCACCACGAUUUUGAGAUUUUUUGCAAUUGCAUAAAAGAUUUGAGAAAAUUUAUUAAUCAAACCAGUGGAAUACAAGAUAAAUUACCAAAGUCAAUUAAAUGUAAUAGUGGAACUCGUCCAUGGAGAUCUUAUUUUACAGUGCACGAUUCACUGAAUGCUUCAUUUACAACAUUAACACAAAUUUUAAGUGCACGAAAUGAACAACAUCGUAUUUUUUAUAUUAAUACAGUUUUAUUGCUUGAUAUUGUUGAUUUAAUGGAACAGUUUUCAUUAAUAUUUGAUUAUUUAGAAUUUUCUAAUUGUCCUACAUUGCAAAAUGUAGUGCCGAGUUACUACAAGAUGGUCAGUUAUUGUCAAAUCAAAGUAAAUACACAAGAGAAACAAAUAAUCAACACAUUGAAAUCUGUAAUACUGAAGGCAUUGGGUGAUAAAUAUUGGUCUUCUAUUACACUAUUACAUUGGAUUGCCACAUUUUUAGAGCCAACAUUCAAGUCUUUAACAUUUGUUCACGACAAAAAAGAUCGAGCAAAACGUUAUAAUGAAAUACAGAAAAGAUUACAUGUAUUAGCUGGUGAUGUGUUGACAACUUCUGAUGAUGAUCAACAAAUAUUAAUUCCACCAACUGAUCCUAUCAGUUCAUCUUCACCACCUCAAAAAAAACACAAAAAUGAUCCUUUUGUUGAUAUUCGUCAACACGUUGCAGCAAAUCCAUCUCCAUCGUCAUCAAAAACAACAUUGGAAUCGUUAAACAUUGAACUUGAUCGGCAACUUCGGCUAUAUAACAACAUGACAUUAAAUAAUAAUUCUGAAUAUGACAAUAAUCCUUUGUUAUUUUGGAAACAACAACAAGAUCAUUUAUCAUUGUUGGCUAAAAUAGCCAGAUCAAUUAUUGCUAUACAAGCAUCAUCUAGUGAAAGUGAACGACAUUUCUCAAUAGCUGGUAGAGUAGUCACUGAACAACGAAGUAAUCUUGAUUCUGAUUGUGUUGAAGCCUUAGUUGUGCUAAAAGAAGCUUAUCUUAAUAAUUUAUGGCCUAAAGAAGAUUGA